Dipodomys spectabilis (banner-tailed kangaroo rat) is the source of this 1529-nucleotide messenger RNA. RefSeq names its product mitochondrial rRNA methyltransferase 1 (gene Mrm1). The record is from RefSeq and is a predicted model, not a curated record. Gene Ontology annotation, molecular function: RNA methyltransferase activity; RNA binding. Gene Ontology annotation, cellular component: mitochondrion. Bases 118 to 1188 code for a protein of 356 amino acids. Gene Ontology annotation, biological process: rRNA methylation. NCBI's taxonomy places the organism in Eukaryota, Metazoa, Chordata, Mammalia, Rodentia, Heteromyidae. The transcript is spliced from 5 exons.
GCCGGGAAGACGAAAUCACGGCGACCGUACGGUCCCUGGAGGCAGCGGAGUCUGUUCGUCGCUGUCUGCCGUCCGGUCCUCCGCGGGAGCCCUCGAGUCUCCAGUCCAACUGGGGCGAUGGGCCUGCUGGCGAGAGUGCGGGGCGUGGCCUUCGCGGGCGGCGGGGCGGCGCGUCCCUUCUCCCGCGCGGCGCGGCGUGGGCCGCGGCCUGGCGGGGAGGAGCUCGGCCGCCUGGCGCUGGAAGACGCCGGCGCGCCCGCCCCGCGCCGGGAGCUCCUGUGUGGGGUGUCCCCGUGUGUGCUGGCCCUGCGGGCCGCACGCCGCCGCGUGGCCCGGCUCCUGCUCCAGGCCGGCCGGGCCGGGCUUGAGGGGGAGCGAGCCGAGCUGCUCCGCCUGGCCGAGGCGCGGGACAUCCCGGUCCUGCGGCCCCCGCGACACAAGUUGGACGCCCUGUGCCGCUACCAGGUGCACCAGGGCGUGUGCAUGGAGGUGAGCCCCCUGCGGCCCCGGCCUUACGCGGAAGCCCGGGAGGCCGCCCCAGACCACCACCACCACCGGCCACUGUGGCUUGUCUUGGAGGGGCUCCAGGAUCCCCGGAACCUUGGGGCUGUGUUGCGUUCCGCUCACUUCCUCGGAGUGGACAAAGUCAUCACCAGUCGGAGAAACAGCUGCCCGCUCACUCCGGUAGUCAGCAAGGCCAGCGCGGGGGCUAUGGAGGUGAUGGACGUGUUCUCCACGGAUGACCUGCCCGGUGUGUUGCAGGCCAAAGCCCAGCAGGGCUGGCUUGUGGCUGGCACAGUGGGCUGCCUGGGGCCUAAGAUCCCUCACUCUUCUCAGAUACCCAUCAUGAACUGCUUGGAGUUUGUUUGGGACCGGCCUACUCUCCUCGUGCUGGGGAAUGAAGGCUCUGGUCUGACCCAGGAGGUGCUGGCCUCCUGCCAGCUUUUGCUCACCAUCCUGCCUGGGCGUCCACUGCCUCUCGGGCUUGAGUCCUUGAAUGUGUCUGUGGCUACAGGAAUUCUUCUUCACGCCAUCUGCAGCCAGAGGAAAGGUCUCCCUGUAGAGGAGGAGAGAGGGCAGCUUCUCCAGGACCCUCAAGAUCCUUCGGCUAUGUUUGAAAGAGUCACAGUGGCUCAGCACUCAGCAUUGUCUUCAGAGUCAGAAAAACAGAGCCCAAGUGGGGGCUGACUUGGCCUGUCUGAAUUGGUCCUGUGCUGGAGUUGGGAUGGGUUGCACGUACCUCCACGGGUUCCCAAGAUUCUGCCUGAGUGUAUGUCCAAGCCUUUGUUUUGAUGUUAAAGAUGUUAAUUUAAUUCCAGACUAGGAUGGGAUGGAGGGUUUCUGUUUUCCCAGACCCGGAUGGGAAAUCUAGGUAUCAGAAGGAAGCUGGACGGCCCAGACCAGAGGGCUGUGGAAAAUGAGGGCUUGUGGAUGUGGAAGAGGCCCAAAGACCUUCCUGUGGGGUCACAAGUGCACCCUCUCCCCCAGGCUUGUUGAGGAUCAAAUAAAACCACGUGGUGUUCAGCUGA